This is a messenger RNA of Toxorhynchites rutilus septentrionalis, 738 nucleotides long. RefSeq names its product jerky protein homolog-like. Lineage: Eukaryota; Metazoa; Arthropoda; Insecta; Diptera; Culicidae. The coding region runs from base 1 to 738 and encodes 245 amino acids. Gene Ontology annotation, cellular component: nucleus. The transcript has a single exon. The record is from RefSeq and is a predicted model, not a curated record. Gene Ontology annotation, molecular function: DNA binding.
AUGGAUGGUUUGCAAGGAUCCAGUACGAACGUUAACCGGAAACGGAGGAGCAAUUUCCUGACGCUGGUGGAGAAGGUUCGCAUAAUUGAAGAUUUUGAAGCAGGAGGUGGUACGCAUGACUUUCUUGGGAAGAAGUACGGCGUAGGAUCUUCUACGGUCACGAGAAUAAUCCAAAAGAAAGAAGCAAUUCAUGAGGCGGUGGACAAGUUCAAGGAAUAUGGUGUAAAUAAUCGAAAAACAUUGAAAGAGCAGACGUUCCCUUUGCUGGAAGAAGCUCUUUACAUCUGGAUUUUACAGCAGCGGCAGUCCAACAUUUUGUUGACAGUGGAUAUUCUUAAAGCAAAGGCGGAGCUGCUGUUUAAGAUGUUCCAGGACCGGGGGCUCUAUGCGGUGCACGGUUUUGAAGCGUACCUAAAUUUCAAGAAGGUUCUACAGAAGAAGAUUCCGGAAAUGCAGCUAUCACUAUCCCAAGUCUUUAAUGCAGAUGAAUCUGCCUUGUUCAUCAAGCUCCUAGCCACACGCUCUGUCGUUACCUGUGAUGAGACCGUGGCAAGCGGACGGAAGCAAAACAAGACAAGGUAUACGUUUAUGCCUUGCUCCAACAUAGAUGGUUCCCUAAAGCUUCCGUUGUAUUUCAUUUGCACUGCUGCAAAACCACGAGCAAUCAACAUCGAAGAACUUCCCGUUUCAUAUAAUCAUUCCAAAAAGGCUUGGAUGACCAGACUGUUGUUCCGUUAA